Pomacea canaliculata is the source of this 3845-nucleotide messenger RNA. RefSeq names its product trichohyalin-like. The coding region runs from base 140 to 2320 and encodes 726 amino acids. The transcript has 13 exons. The record is from RefSeq and is a predicted model, not a curated record. Lineage: Eukaryota; Metazoa; Mollusca; Gastropoda; Architaenioglossa; Ampullariidae.
GCGCAUGCCCAGGAAUCACAUUUUUGUUGUCAGGUGCGCCAAGCAGUUCACGAAAUCAGAGGAAUAAUGGGCAUGUGGAGACUAGCACUGGCCAUCUUCUAAAAAAAUCAACAAUUUCAACAAAAAGCUUGUGAACAACAUGACUGCUGCGGUAGACACUGAUAUUGAUGCAUUCAUCCGUGAACAGAAACUGAAGCUGGCCUCGGAGAGGCAAACUUUGCAUCAAGAAGAUGACAAGCUGAUGGCCAAACCAAUACAUGGACAUUGGGACCUAGAUGGUGGAAAAGAAACCAGAUUUGCCGAACAGAAGGAUUCUCAUGAGACCAGUCACCAUCAGCAACGGGUUCUGACACCAGUGCAAGAUGUAGGACUUCCAGUUGGUCAGUACCAGAAAAAGCGCCUAGCACUGGAUCAGGAACGGCGGAAAGAGUACCAGGAAUACUUACGUCAGAAACAGGUGACUGACAAAGGAGCAGACAACUCUGACAACCAAUCAUCUUUAGACUUGAAAGCUGUGUCUAGUGAGCUCACCCAGAAGAACAACAACAAACAAAUUCAUUCUGGAGGAUACGAAGGGCUGACACUAGGAGGGUAUGAGAAAGUAAAAGCCAGGCUUCGUGAAGAACGUCGUCAAGACUUCUUGAAUAUGCUUGCAAGCAAGCUGGAGAGGCAGUACCAGCGCAAUACAUUGGAGAACCUUAAGAAACAAGAGAGAGAACUGAGAGAAGAGUUGGAUAAAAAUGAGCACUACCCAGGUGUUAAAAGUCGUCCCGACAGCGAUUUGCUGUACAGACAGGAAUGGGCAAAGAAACACACUGAGGCUCAGAGGCCAAAUCACCCUGCUGCUGAUGUGAGCCCACUCAGAUCCAUGGGUAGAUCAGACAGCGAUCAAAGCCGUGAAAAUUACAAACAACAUUGGCAGGAAGUUCAUGGAAACACUCAGAGCAAUGGUUUCAAUCUGUCUGCUGCUGAGGUGACUCCUCGCAAAACCAAGGGUAAACUGGAUGGAGGGAUCAGUAGUCCAGAUUAUAGGCACCGGUGGCAAGAAGUGCAUGGCAACAAACAGUCUUCAGAAAAGCAUACCCGACGCAAGUGGGAUGCACCAGUUGCCCCCUUCAAUGGUUCAGUGCUGUUAAGAGAUGUUGAUGCUGAUCAGCAAAAGUCAAAACAGCCAAGGAGGCCAGUCAACAGCACGUCAGUAGAGUCCCAGCGAGAGGGUACACAUACCCAGCAAGAAGCCAGUAAGGAAAUGUCUGGCUUGCCCCUGGGUGAAUAUGAGGAAAAGAGAAAGACUUAUGAUGCCCAGCGGAGACAAGAGUACAGUGAAAUGAGAGAGGGUCAAGAGAGGCGACAGAGAGAAGAACUUGACAAUACCUUUGGUUUAAUGGGGCUGGGCGUCCACCGGCAACCUCAUCCUUCAAGAAGACAAAAUGAUGUGCAAGGAGCAAGUGACCAGUGGCAGACUUCUGGGACCAGGAAAGGUCGUCCAGACAGCAUCACUGGAAGCAGAGCUCAGAUAGAUUCCAUUGGAGACCUACUGCGCUGGGACUUGGGGCCAGGUAGAGUUGGGCUCACGUCUGCAGAUCUGGUGAAUCAGGCACUACGAGAAGAAAGGAGGCGAGAAUACAGUUUGCAGCUGGAACAAGAGGACCAAAAACGUCGUAAGAAGAUGCAGCAGAGGGAAGCCCAGCACCGGCAAGACACCUCCUUUCAAGAGGGUGACAGGCAGGAGAAAUGGAGUGAAGAGCGAGAGCAAGAGUACAGACGAAUGCUGACAGGAAAGAGCAAACAGGAGAAGCAGCAGGAAGAGGAGGCCGUGCAACAGGCAGGGUCUGUGACACAGAAUCAUGCCAUGGAUGUCUCCAGAAAGCCUUUUCAGGCUGCAGAAGGAAGACAAGAGUUUAGUACUACUCCACAAAGUCAGCAGAAUUGUGGGUUUGCUAAAGAAAGACAUUCUGGCACUCCAUCUAGUGAGGGCAGUUUUCUCAGCCACCUUGGGUCUCGUUAUGAAAAUGAGAGAAGAAGGUUGCGUGAAGAAAGACAAAAUGAAUACAAAGCAAUGUUGCAGGAGAAGGCGGUGCUAAGGAGAGAGCCGGUAGACCAGGGCAUUGUUUCAGAAAAAGUGGGGGGCUCAGCAAUUCGGCCCAACUCCAGCGCUCUGAGAGAGAGACAAAGAGAAGAAAGAAACAGAGAGUACAACACGAUGCUGGAUCAGAAACGGAAACAAAAUGAUGAUCAAAAAUAUGGGAGCAUUUUUAAGGAAAAUUUUGAGGAUAACUUCUUGAGUAGCUUGGGUUCUCGAGAUGUUCACAGAAAGUGAGAGAAUGUAUCUACAUCAUAUGCCUGUUUACUGGGGCACAAGCUUUAGCUUUUGCACAGGAGUGUUGCAUAAGUGACACAUAUUAUAAAGCUGCUGCUAGUUACUGGUUUUCAAUCUUAUUUUCUUUUUUUGUUUUCUUUCAUGUAUGUAGGGUUUUAAAAAAGGGAAAAUCCUGUUCUAGAGCAGUAUUUGCAAGCUGAAAAAAGAAGAAAAUAUAUGCAUCUUUAAACAACCUCACAGUCUACUCCAUUUCUUGUUAACAACUAAAGAGUUAUUCAAAUGCUGCAUAUUGACUGCUAGGGUGAGACAUAAUCAUCCUAUUUAGCCUAUCAGAUAAUUGUGCAUGCUAUCAAGUCAAUGGGAUAUGUAUGCAUCGACACAGACAUUGACAUAAAUUAAUUUACAUUUAUUUGAAACAUCCUAUCUAAAACUUUGACAUUCAAGAAUAUGAAAAAAAUUUCAUUCUGUACAUUGAUGUGUUUCCUGAUGCUGAUUUUCAUGAUGGUGAUAAAAAUAAUUUUGAUGAUGUACGUGGAUUGCUGUGUCUUCUCUUUCUUUGAUAUUGGAGAUUGUGCUGAAUUUUGUGUAUAAAAUCUUGUUUAAGUUAAGAUGCAGCUUUUUAUACCCAAGUUAUCAUGUUUUUGUAUGGCUUUUCAUUUUUUCGGUUUUGUUGUAUUUUGACUAUUCUAAGUACAGAUUUUCUAAAACGUGAUAAGUCCCACCUUAUGAAAGCUUUAUUUCAUAUGCUAAACAUUAACUCUAAACUGCAAGAUUUUUAUGUACACAAAUAGCCACAGCAUAAGGCAUUCACUGUGUAAUAAAUCCCAGGAUUUUUAUGCAUAAUCUGUUCUUGUAUGCUCUUAAUUUCUUUUGUGGUUAAUCAGUUAAUUAGAAUAUGAGAACUUCAGCAGUUAUGAUCUCUGUAUUAUGUGGCAUAAGCUACUACUAAUAAUAAUGAAUUACAAUUCAAUGCUUGUGCUAACUUAAUAGAGUAGGGUCUUUAUCUGUUUUUGACUUGCUUGGUUUGCAGUAAUUGUUGUUUCUUCUUUUGGGUGCAAGGCAGCUUGUAUAUUUAUUGUCCCCAUUUUAUGAAGAAAAGAUAAUAUAUUUUUUCUAUAAAAUCUAAGGUACAAGUGAUGCAUUUUCUUCUUGGUUAAAAAAUAAGAAAGCAUUAACCUAUGUUAUAAUUCAAGAUUUUUAUAUUCAAGAAGUUUAUAUUCGAGGCUUACAAGAUUAAAGUUUGUGAAAUCUAGAAUAAAGAACUGUUUUACAGAUUUUGUUAACUCUAUAAAAUAUUUUAAACAGUUUUGAGUUAUAUUACCAAAAUGUAACAGUAAAUUUUAAACAAUCAAGCACUGUUUGAAGGUGCUUUAAUUUGAAAGCAAUUUUGUUCUGUUCAUUUUGAUAUUAGUAAUUUCCUUAGGAUGUUAUUGUUAUUUGAUUAAUUUAUUAAUCUUAGUACGAGAAAACAUACAAAUACUAUGUGUGUUGAGAAAUCCAUUGUAAAAUUAAAGUUUAAACUCUG